Molecule: messenger RNA, 1059 nt
Organism: Exophiala bonariae
Lineage: Eukaryota; Fungi; Ascomycota; Eurotiomycetes; Chaetothyriales; Herpotrichiellaceae
Exons: 1
Coding region: 1-1059 (352 amino acids)
Source: RefSeq, a predicted model, not a curated record
AUGGUGACUGCCGUCACGCCAGCCAGUGCGCAUCCGUCAUCGGACUCUGGUAUCGAGAUCUCGAGCGAUACAUCCAAAGUCGCUUGGUCGCCAGCCGCGGCAGACACCGAGAAAGAAGUCGUCAUCGAGCAAACACCACCACCAAAGCCGCCUCGACCUUCAGAACCAAAAAAUGUCUAUCCCGAAAGCCCAGAAGCAUACAACCACAUACCGAACUCCAACGAUAUCUUUACACCCCACCGGCAGGGCUCCUGGAAUACACAUAAGAUCUUCGUCCCAAAGCUCCCUCCCGUCAGCCUUCAAAAGGAAGUUGCAAUACCCUCCGACGACACAGACAAGCAGCUGGUACUCGCCAACAGCACCAGCUCUCGAUCCACCUCUGCCCCAUCGGCUUUCGUGCCCUCAGCUGCAUCGACUCAAACCAGCGCCUUCCGAGUUGAAAAGAGUAACGCCUUCGGCAUGAUUCUCCCAAAGGACCAGAAACUACUAGUGCGGGUUCUCGACCCGGAGACCAAAAUGGACGGCGGACCGGCACUUAUAACGAAUGAGAUGAGUUGGACGGACGUGUGGAGCGCCAACCCACCACCCUUCGAGCUAUACACAGCGCAUGACUUCUCAAACACGGCACUCGUCGCCCGCUGGAGCCCGCGUGGCUGGCAGGGUUUCACGGGCGUGUGGUGCGAGUUCGAAGUCUCGGCCCAAGGCGAGCGGCAGAAAUGGGAGGUCGUCAGAAAGGGUUUGAACCGCACAUAUCAGCUGAAUGGUCUGUUGAGCAUGUAUGGUAGGCACUUCGUGUGGAAGGGCAGUACCAAGACGAUCCGGUCCAUGGUCGGCGAGGGCCAGAAGAAUAAAGGCAAUUUGAAACUCACGACCCUGGAUGGGAAGGAGGUUCUUGCUGUUUGGCAGCAGUGGAGGGACAGUCACGUUCUCGGGGACAUAAUUAUAUUUGAGACGGCGAAGGAUAAGCUCGCCGUUGAGACGAUUCUGGCCAGCUGUAUUGGUGUGGUAUCGACGGAGCGCGCCAAUGGUUUGAAUUGGUUUGGUGGCCUGGGGAAGUGA